GAUGUGUUGUCUUCUUAAAUUCAGAGGGCCCCCUGCCUGUCUUUGCCUUGGGCCCCAAAUUUCCUAAAUUCGCCUCUUGACAUGGGAGCUGAUUGAGCUUCUUUCCUGAAAUGAGGACCUUAUCUGCUUUAACCCUCUUCCUGCCUGCUGUCUUCCUUGGUUUAUUGGAUCUUCUCUGUAAGGCAGUUUGCUGCACCAGGUUUUAUUCAGGGUCUUAUCAGAAUAAAAAGGUGCUGAAUGUGUUUGACGCGCCGAAUCCUCCUUUUAAGGUCUUCAGUCUCUUCCAGGAGUCUAAUCAGAGCAGCUGAGAAAACAAUCAACCAAGAAAUCCCAAAUGUUUCAGCAGUCCACCACGUUUUGGUGUUGAAGUCUCAGCUUAUCCACUGCAUGCUCGCGCACACGCCUGGGAUCCGUGGAACGUGUCCAGGGUCAGUUUCAUGUCCUGUGCGUGCGCGCGCGCGCGCGCUCCUUUAAGUGGAAGCCUGCUGCACAUUUAUCCACGUCCGAGAGGAUAAACAGUGAAGGACAGAUGUCUGUUGGCAGAUUCCUGCAACAGAGAAGCUCCGUGACUGGUCCGUGUGACCCCCCCCCUCCCGCAGCAGGAACAAAAAGACAUCUGAGACAUGUGGAUGGGGAGGAAAGUUGAGAGCACUUGGUGAGGCCGCCGCAGCGCUCCGGUUUCAUAAGGUCUCUGUCAGCCGAGGCGCGCAGGUUUUUACGCAUCGCAUCCAUUCCUGUCUCUGCUGAGGAAACAGGCAGCGGGUCCUUCUGUGGAGCAGAUAACAAAGUUUACUCUUUUUUUCUCUCUUUAUCACUUAUUUUGUUAGAUUUUUAUGCCCUAUAAGAAAAAAACAAAUCAACGCGCAUUGAUGGAUGUUCAGAAACAGAGCUGCGUAAACUUGUGGAACUGGGAGGCUUUUUUUUCUGCAUUCCUUUAAAUUCCACCUGAUGCGUAAAAAAGGAGGAGAAACUCCGGACUUCUCUGGUUCCGGCGCAGCUCCGCGGACGCGCGCGCCUCCCUCCCUCUCUUCCUCUCCCUGGACUUUCAGAAACCGACCAGAACUCCGUCCUGCUUGGAGCUCCAUCCGCGCCGUGUUGUUAUUUACUCAUUAGACUCCAUUAGAGGCAAGACUGAACAGGUUAGUGGAGGUAAAGAAAGAGGGAGCCUCGCCUGAAAAACUGGCUCCUGUUCAUCCAGCGAUGGUUUGACGUGAGUCACCGGAGCGACACAAGUAGAUUGGGGGUAAACAUUUUUUCCUCUUCUGACUGUUUGACUGUCUGUCCUCCCACCUCCACAUCCACCUCUCUCUCUGUUGGAUUGUUUACGCCACAGCAAAACAAACUCUGGAAAGCUGCAGUUUAUUUUCCUCCGCCUGGAUGAUCCUCCACAAAUUCCCAUCUUUCCUCCUGAAACACGUUUUUUUUCACUAGAAGAAAGAAAAUAUUCCAGAUUCCCAAUAGUGAUAUGAGGAUCAGCUCUAAGUUGAGCUUUUAAACUUGAGGACUGAUUGUUUACCAACCAAUCUUUCUUUUUUUUUUUUUUAUCUAAGGGUGCUGAAACACCAAAGAGGGGAAAAGCGCAUUCUGGACGCGCUGAAAGGCGCAGGGAGGCGGCGCCUCGGAUCUUUUUUCGAUGGCUCCUUGCAGCCUGCUUCUGCCUCAGAUGAGACAUUUCGCCGCGGACAGUAGCGAGCCGUGACGCCACGCCGUGAAAACAUGACGCGUCGCAGCGCACGGAGAGCCGCAGGCGUCGGCGGCGGGUUUCCUGCUCCUUCCGAUGCGCACCGGGAGCGGAUUUCCCACGGGACAGCUGGUGGGACCAGAUGGAGGGUUUGGAGAAAGGAUAGACACAUUUCUUCUGUCAUGUCAGCAAAGGCUAAGGUGCUGCUCUGGGUGCUCAUCUCUUUGCUGCCUCUUGUGGAAGGAGCUCACAUGAGGGCCCCCACUGCUGCUGCCGCUGCCUCAGACUUAAAGCAUGCUGCAGGCCUCCUGGAGGCGCAGGAGGAGAGAGAGUUCCCAGUGACGCUGCCAGAGGUGGUGGAGGAUAAGGAGCAGGAGGAGGACAGCGACACCUACCCUACAUGGCAUGCUCUAUAUGAGCCCUUCGUUAUGGAGGAGAUGGAUGAUCAUCCCAUCGUCCGCUGGGCAGGGCGCUCCCCACGCUCCUCUGACCCCACGGAGCCUCAGCCCAAGGGAUCACAGAAGAAGAAAAAGAAACGAAAGAAGAAAGAAGAGGAGGAAGGUGAAGAGACCGGAAAAGCAGAUAGAAGAGGGAAAGGAAAAAGCAAACAACCGAAACAGAGCAGCAGGGACUGCCGGGUGGAGAAGAAAGAGAUGAAGGUCCGGGACCUCGGACUUGGAUUCGACUCCGACGAAAUUGUCCUUUUUAAGUUCUGCGUGGGCUCCUGCCAGAGCUCGAGAACAAACUACGACCUGGCGCUGAACGCACUGCUAGAAAACGGCUCGCUGCCUCGCCGCACUGCCCGUAAGGUCAGCAGGAACCCGUGCUGCCGGCCCGACCGGUACGAGCCGGUUUCCUUCAUGGACACCACCACGACGUGGAGGACCAUCCAGUCGCUCUCGGCUGCCAGUUGCAUGUGCAUCGGCUGAAACGCGCGGCCCAAAGGAGCUGCAGCGACGCUCAGCGUUCUGUGGAUUUAAACUACGACCAGAGGGAAGCUGCGUCCCUCACCGAGCAUAGGAAGUUAUAGAGGCCUUUCUCUGGGUGCAGCUGGACAUUAAGGAGCCUAAAUCUUGUCUCACCUUUGUGUCCGACGCAGGAUUUAGGGCCCUCCGGGGGCCCUGGAACUCCUCCGACAAAACAACUCCUAUCUAAACAUGUUUUGGUUUUCUGUGGGAGAGACCUGACGGCUAAAGCUCAAGAGAUUUAAAAAAGCCUAGUUAAAGGAGAGACGGUGUGUUUAUACUGUAACUUUAACUAAACACACAGAUAGACACUCACUGCAAACAGUGAAGCCAAAGAUUCCCAACAGUCUUUUCUGUCCCCCCCCAUUCACACAAACAGGGACCUCACUCCGUAUCUUCCUCUAUACGUUCAGGUGAACUCAGCCUAAUGGAUGCCAUGCAUCUUCCUGUAUUACUGUGUAAGAGUAACAUAUAUUUAUUACUGAUAAAUUAUUUAUUUAUUAUGGCUUCAUAUGAGAGCUGUUUUUAUAAACGGUAUAAUGUAGAUACAAAUAUAUUUAUUUAUUGCCAAGAUUUCACAUUUCACAGCUGCUUUUGUUGGAUUCCUCUCAAAUUAAAAACUAAACUAAACAAACAGCUAGUUUAUCUGUAGGUAUUGUCUUUUUCGUGCAGAUUAACCCAAACCAUCAGUCUGUAAAUUAUCCUCUGGCUAUUAUCGCGAUGUUUACCUAAGCACAGCCCCCUGGUUGUGAUUCUGGUUUGUAGGCAUGGGCCGGUAGACGACGCUGACAGCGUGGUGACACAAAGAAACAAUAAUAAACUUUUACAGCAUUGACACAAACAUUGGAAGCAACACUCUGUAACUUUUGAUCCAACUUUUAGAUUAAUUUCAGACAUAUUCCAUUAUUUUUACAGGUCAAUGUUUAGUACUUUAGCAGAAAAAAUGUUGUUUUACCCUAAAAAUAAGAGUGUGUACUGAAAAAUUACUUUUUUUAAUUCAAUUCAGUUUAUUUCUCUUGCGCCAAUUCACAGCACAUGUCAUCUCAAGGCACUUUACAGUUCAAACAGAUCAUUCAGUCAAAUUUAUUCAAAAUUUUCUAAGGAAAACCAGCUGAUUGCAUCGACUCAUUGACUCUUCAGCAAUCCCUCACUAUAGUACAUUAUUUAGUUUCUUAUAUCAUGUUUAGCCAUGGUAGAGGGUCCAAAGAGCCACAUGCGGCUCCGGAUCCGCCGGUGGCAGACCCCGGGUCUAAAGUAUUCUUGCUAUAUGUGGGGAGUGUUGGCCUAGUGGUUAGAGCAGUGGCUCUGAGAAGGUUGCAAGUACCCGUUCUUAA
This is a messenger RNA of Cyprinodon variegatus (sheepshead minnow), 3980 nucleotides long. Its product is annotated as artemin-like. The transcript has 4 exons. The coding region runs from base 1717 to 2610 and encodes 297 amino acids. Gene Ontology annotation, molecular function: glial cell-derived neurotrophic factor receptor binding; growth factor activity; receptor tyrosine kinase binding. Lineage: Eukaryota; Metazoa; Chordata; Actinopteri; Cyprinodontiformes; Cyprinodontidae. The record is from RefSeq and is a predicted model, not a curated record.